Messenger RNA from Sporisorium graminicola, 1155 nucleotides. RefSeq lists its product as uncharacterized. The transcript has a single exon. Bases 1 to 1155 code for a protein of 384 amino acids. Gene Ontology annotation, molecular function: L-iditol 2-dehydrogenase (NAD+) activity; zinc ion binding. The record is from RefSeq and is a predicted model, not a curated record. Lineage: Eukaryota; Fungi; Basidiomycota; Ustilaginomycetes; Ustilaginales; Ustilaginaceae. Gene Ontology annotation, biological process: D-sorbitol catabolic process.
AUGGCACCCGUUGCAGACACCAGGCACACCUCCGCAUUGGAGCUCGCGGCUCUCAAGGACAAUCUCACCUUGAUGGCCACCUCGAAGAAAGAGCUCGAACUCAUCAAGACGGACCCUGCCGCCCCGGGUCCCGGCAUGGCACUCAUUCACAUUCGCGCCACAGGAGUGUGCGGGUCUGACGUGCACUUCUGGAAGCACGCCGGGCUGGGUCCGUGGAAGAUCGAGUCGCAGUGUGCGCUCGGUCACGAAUCCGGCGGCAUCGUCAUUGCUGUCGGCGAAGGCGUCGACAACGUCGCUCCUGGUGACCGCGUGGCUAUUGAGCCCGGUGUGCCAUGCUUCAAGGCGACGUGCGAUUACUGUCGUACAGGCAAGUACAACCUGUGCCCCACGGUUGAUUUCUACUCGGUUCCGCCUAAGGAUGGAACGCUCAAGCGAUAUCACGAGCAUCCCGCCGGCUGGCUGCACAAGGUGCCGGACAACAUGUCGUACGAGGAGAUCGCCCUGCUCGAGCCUCUCAGUGUCACACUGCAGGCCACGCUGCAGGCCGAGGUCUCGCUCGGCACACCCGUCCUCAUCACCGGUGCCGGUCCCAUCGGCAUUGUGCAGCUCCUCUGUGCUUCCGCAGCAGGUGCGACGCCCAUCGUCAUCACCGACGUCGUCCAGGACCGUCUCGACUUUGCCCAGAAAGUCGUCCCCGGCACCUUUACUUACCAGAUUGACCCGAAGAAGUCUCCCACCGAACUCGCCGCCGGAAUCUGCCAGGUGUUUUCCAAGGCGACCGGGAAACACGUUGCGGAAGGCCAAAAAGACGUGCAGCCCGCUAUCACGAUGGAGUGCACCGGCAUCGAAAGCUCCGUACAGACUGCCGCCUACGCUACCGCCUCCAGCGGUCUCGUCUUCGUCAUCGGAGUAGGCGCUAACUUCCAGCAGAUCCCGUUCAUGCACCUUUCCACAAACGAGAUUACCUUGAAGUUCCUCUUCCGGUACAGAGACACGUGGCCACGCGCCAUCCGUCUCGUCAGCAGCGGCAAGAUCGACGUCAAGCAGAUCGUGACCAGCAGGUUCCCCUUGGAGAAGGCAAAGGAGGCCGUGGAGCACGCUGCUGACCGGACCACAUUCAGUGUCAAGACUAUCAUCUAUGAUGAUGAGGAGUGA